Molecule: messenger RNA, 1669 nt
Organism: Scatophagus argus
Lineage: Eukaryota; Metazoa; Chordata; Actinopteri; Scatophagidae
Product: prostasin-like
Exons: 5
Coding region: 745-1497 (250 amino acids)
Biological process (GO): proteolysis
Molecular function (GO): serine-type endopeptidase activity
Source: RefSeq, a predicted model, not a curated record
AGAGUUUCAGUGCUGAUCAUCUGAGUGGUUUUGUAUUGAUAAUGAAAAGUUACCUGAGAAAGAAAUUCUUAAAGUAAAAGUAGUAAAAAUGUGACAGUAUUGUUGGCUUCAUGUAGUAAAGUAUUGUUCUGGUUCCCGGACACAAAUCUGUGAUUUACAUAUGUCAUAUCUUAUGGCCGUCAGAUAAAUUUUAUUUUUUUGGACUAAAAACAUCUGAAGUGUGACACAAGGUCCAAACAGCACAUGGAUGUGGUGUAUUUUACAAGCUUUCUGUAAAAUCUUCGUCUGAAAGGUGAUGACAGUUUUCAUGCUGCACUUCAGUAUGGAAACUUUAACAAGGCAAUAAGGCAUCUCAUUUAGCUCAUCACACGUUUUCUCUCUGUGAUUAUAUUUACUCUGUUUUCUUUCAUGGCACAGAUGCCAGCCUCACCUAGAAGUUUCUCAUGAACAGGCCUGCAUGUUUUUUCUAAGAACCUGAACAACCUGAAACGUGAACUCACUCACUCAAAGCUUCUUUGAAUUGAGAGUCUGUGAGUAGCGAUGCCCAUGACGAGGUUUCAGAGUCACUGCAGGACAAACAAGCAGACAGUUUCCUGUCAUUAACAAAGUGUCUUCUUCUUUGUCUCUGCCACAGGAAGCAACGCACAGCUGGACGUCUGUGGCAUCGCACCCCGCAACACCAGGAUCGUAGGAGGGAAGGAUGCUCCUGUAGGGGCCUGGCCCUGGCAGGUCAGUGUGAUCUUAAUGGGGUCACUCGCCUGUGGAGGCACCCUGAUCAACAACCAGUGGGUCCUGACUGCUGCCCAGUGCAUCGUCAGCACCAGCACAUCCAGUUACACCAUCGUCCUUGGACGUCAAAACCAAAACCUGCCCAGCCUGAACGAGGUGUCCAGCAAAGUGUCCAAGGUCAUCGUUCAUCCAUCCUAUAACGAGAAAACGUUCAACAACGACAUCGCCUUAAUGCAGCUGUCCUCACCCGUCGUCUUCACCGACUACAUCAGACCCGUGUGUCUGGCGGCGGCCGGCAGCGAGUACAACGCUGGGACGACAUGCUGGAUCACCGGAUGGGGACACAUCAAAACUGGCACUCCCCUGCCUUCGCCAGGGAAGCUGCAGGAGGUGGAGGUUUCUGUCGUGUCAAAUACUGAGUGCAAUGCUGUGUACGGUAUAAUCACAAGUAACAUGAUGUGUACCGGAUCGUCCAAAGGAGGAAAGGGCACCUGCGCUGGAGAUGCAGGUGGCCCAUUGGUGAGGAAAUAUGACUCUCGGUGGGUUCAGGCUGGAGUGGGGAGUUUUGUGAGUGCAGCAGGUUGUGCUCUGCCCAAACUCCCGUCAGGCUUCGCCCGAGUCUCCCAGUAUCAGUCCUGGAUCAAGAGCCAAAUCACCAGCAACCAGCCGGGCUUCAUCCUGUCUGGAGCUGUGGGCCUGACUUCCCUCUCACUCCCUCUGCUGCUGUCCAUCUUACUGGGUCUCGUCUCUCUCUUUGUCCUUUCAUAAGACGUUUGAUAAAAUUAAAAAUACAAUCAUAUAAGGACAAGAAUAGAAGACCAUGAUAGCAAGACUAUGAAGUGUGCGGUUUGUCUGUUUGAAGAAACUGUUUUGUUGUUGUUCUUCCCUGCUGUAACAGUAAAGUCUUGUGAUGGACUCAAGAAGGUUCACUGUCCUUUGA